AUGGCUCCGGCCGUUGUCCAACCAGUAAAUGGUUCUUACCUACACCGAUCCCAUACCUCGGACGACCGUAAAAACGCGUCAGCGACUGCAACAUCGACAGCACCGACGACACAACAGAAAGGCUCGAGCGUGCAGGGACGAGCUGCAUUCGAGCUUCCCUCCUUUGACACCAUACCCGAAUUCAACACCACACUCUACCUUGACGGCAAGUCCAAGGGAAAAGAGGCUGAUGCUAAAGAGCAAGCGGCCGCACCCGCAGCCGCCGCGGCACGACCAGACCCGGCAAUGUUAUUAAAACCUCCAAAAGAGGAGGACAAGGAGAAUACGAGAGAUGGGAAGCAAAAGGAAAAAGAUAAAGAUAUCGAGAAGCUGCAGAAGAGGGGGAGGAGGGCUUCGUUGAUGGAGCGACGUAAAUCAUGGCUUCCAACCUCGAGAUCGCCGUCAAAAGUCAAGGAGCCGCCGGUGCCCGAAAGACCCAGUACUCAUGCCGGAGACCACGUGCGCGCUGCACCUGCUGCGGCGUCCACCACCCCGACAGCACCAACACCACCGACGCGACCUCUCGAGCCAGAACGCCCCAGGACGGUCUCGGAGAGUUUCGCUACCUUUGCGAAGAAGUCAUGGAUGUCCACAUCCCGCUCCCCGUCCCCGAAGCGAAACCCAGAGCCUCCAGCUCCACCGCCAUCUCGCCCUCCCCGCAGCAGGGCCCCGAGCAACGAGAACAUCAAAGGUGCCGACGCAGCCCGCAAGAGGCCAGUGUCCAUGCUAGUCGAUACAGGGAGCGCUGCUUCAAAGAGUGCCGAAUCAUUGAAGCCCGCGCGCACCCUGAACAGAACGAGCACUUUCCUAACGAAGAUCAAGCAGCGGCCGAAAAGCAUGCUCAUCACUCUGGGUUCAAACAGCGAUGUGGAUGUGAAUAAUUUGCCUCCGUCAUCAAUCAGCUUGCCGCCGCCCAACGCCGCUAUUGAAAACGACCAGCCCAGCAAGAAAACGAGGAACAGCAACAACAGUAAUAGUAAUAAAAUCAAGAAGCCCGAGUCGAAACCAGCCUCCUUUGCCGAAUCUCAAAUAACAGCAACUGACGAGUCUCUGAGCGAAAUGUCGGUCAACAAGGACACCAUCUGGUCGGUGUUCAGGUCACUCGAUACCGAAAGUGGGAGUUUCAGCACCAAAACCAUGGCUCAGCGCAUGCACUCUGUGCGUGUGACCUUGUUGCCAUUUUUGCGAACCUAUAUGAACCACAUCACCAACAAGGGACUCAUCCUGGAGGACGUCGAGCGGAGGGCGAUUGUGCUGAACAAGUGGUGGACCGGUUUGUUGGAUAUGCUGGACGGACAGGGCCAGCAGCUUCCAGGCGUUGAUCGACCGGUUCUGCUGGAGGCUUUGACGAUGCUGAUGAUGCGACCCGAAUGGCGACAGACAACGACGUACUUCAUGUCGUUGGCGGACCGCUCACCAAAUGAACGCGUCCGACCGCGGUCGGGAACACAGUCCACAGCAGACUCAUCACAAGCAUCGAGUCAGGCUUUCCUCGCCGAAUCCGCCGAGCAUAAUGUGCGAACCAUGUUUGUGAGCAAUCUCAUGAGGCAAAUGCAACUCGUCGUGGAAAAAAUGUCACUUCGACACGCGCCUCUCAGUCUCGUCAAUUGGUGUGGCAAGGCGUGCGCAUACGCUUUCUUUUUCUGCCCGUCUGUCGCCGAGAUUCUCGUCCGGUUGUGGGACUUACGGCCGGAGCUCAUCAGACGGACGGCUGACGAGUUUGGACUACCUAAGAAGAAUGGCGGCGAGAGCGAGGACAUCAUGGCCCUAUUCCCGCCCAACGUGGGUGUGUUGGGUUGGCAAUCGCAGAAGACCAUCAGCGCUCGCUUCAAGGAGAGGGUCAAACUCUCUGUCAUGGCGGCGAGGAUCCCUUGGUUCAGCCCUUGGGUGACGCGAUGGCGUGGCGGGGAUACUGACUUGUUCUUCAUCUUUUGCAAAUACUACCACAUCCUUUCUGAGGAGUUCAUGCCCGAAGGUCUCCCUCUGCUUGAAAAGGCGCGGUCGCCAGGGUUUAUACUGGUACAAGCGCAAAUCCUCGCGUGCAUAGAGUCCACCAUUCACCGGCAAGCUGAAGUCGACGCGAUUUACAACCCGCCAAUGCCGACAGAUUCAUUCUACGGCGCCGAUGCUGCUGCGACCGCAAUGACAAUUCCAGGAAACUUGUUGAAGAACAUGGCCGAUAACCGUCUGAUUGUGUUGUUGAAGGAUAUUCUGGGCGAAUCAAUCCCGAUCAUUGCUGCUGCGAGACGAACCUUCGCCGAAGCCUUCCUAGCUGUAACUCGUGCCGCGACCCGCCGAGUAUCUGCUUUCGACCAUAGUGCUGUUUUCACGCUGUGUGAUUUCCUGGAAGAGGCAUUGGUGGCUUAUGACCAGCUCGACGAUCUCGAGAAUCCGAAUAUCGCGAAAUGCAUUGAUUGGCCCUUUUGGCUCAACGUCUGCCGGAAGAUGCUCAUCUCCGACAACGCAAUGACGGAAGUUCGGCUUCUUUCCUUCAUCUUCUCGACCUGGGAGUCGGUCACAGCAAAUCCCGAAAGAAAGAAGGCUAUAUGUCUGAAAUGGUUGCUUUCCGAGGAGACGUUCGACACCUACUUCAACCACUGGUGCCCGAUGGUGCGCGGCUAUUAUAUGCGCUUGCUCUGUUGGCGUAUCUGUCGUGACGGCGGCAGCGCGAACGAAGUCGAUGCUGAAAUUUUCCUGGUUGCCGCAGCGAGACUCAAGACCGUCUGGGCCCACUACCUUUUUCUCCGCAAUGCCGCUGAUGCCGCAGGGAAGCUUGCUCCCUCUACAACCCCGUGUCUCCCAACUCCGGGCAAGAAAUUCAUGAUCAUCCGAACGGAAGUGAACAUACCGCAGCCAGGCUACUUCAACCAACCCUUCGACUCGUUCUCUAAGAUUAUCAAUGGCGAAGGGGUCAUGGCAUCAACGCCGCUGACGGAAGCAAAGGAGGUUGUCAAGCCCGACAAUAGCAAGAAGCGUUGGUCACUGCUUGGAAAGGUAUUGUCUUUGGGUGGUAACGGCUCGGACAGCGAGGAUACCAGCGAAUCUUCGCGCAAGGACGCGGUGCCUUCCAAGUCCGCUAAUCUUUCCAAGCGCCGUCAAGGGGGCCCGCCUCUGCCGCCCAAGAUUUCCACUUCGUCGGCCUCCGCUGUCACGACGUCGUCUGACGGCAGUUCGCCGGGCGCCUCUCCUAUUUUCAUGGAGCAAAGGUUUGUUUUCAAGUUCGCUCUGACAUGGCAGCCUCCUGCCGUUACCCAGCCGCGCGACCGUAUUCUUACUCGCCCACGUCUCCCCGCCCCUGCGCAGGCAUGGGUCACUUCUCGUUCGAGGAGUGGCAGCACGCCACCUCCACCUGCCGCCGGUCUCCCCGAUCCCACACGGUGUGUCUCUGGGUCCAAGAAGAAGGGCCUUGUCGACGAAGCCAAAAACGCCAGUCCACUCGCCUCCCCCACUCUCGAACGCAAGUCGUCGGUCACUGCAGUAUCAUCGUCCUCUCUCGUGCGCAGACUCAGCAACAAGUUCGACUUUGAGAACAAUCCAAAUGUGGAGCUAAUGACCUUUGACUUCGAAGGUGCGGAGAAGUCAUCUGCUUCAUCAAUGUCUUCUGCAUCGUCAACGGCCUCAUCUCCUGUCGAGAGCAAGACCGAGGAGGAGGCACAACAGCCGUCGGAGCCCUCGCCACCUCAAUCCGAGGCCGUAGCCCAGGCUCACGCUGUGAUCCAGGCUCAGCAGCGGCCCCAUUUGUCCAAGUCUGGGAGUCGUAGGACCGGUCCUGAGCCGCUUACUCAACCCCUUCGCCCGAUGGGCAUUUACGUCAAGCGCGCCGUUUACGCUGGUCGUGCGUUGGCCGAGUGGAGCAUUGUCGUCGCCGAGUGCAACGGUUUCGUCGAUCGCAGACGCGACGAGGGCGUUCUCGGUCUCAGUGACGUGGAGGUCCCGCUGCUGACAGUCGAAGGCUUCCGAAAGCUCGGCUGA
Molecule: messenger RNA, 4011 nt
Organism: Colletotrichum orchidophilum
Lineage: Eukaryota; Fungi; Ascomycota; Sordariomycetes; Glomerellales; Glomerellaceae
Exons: 2
Coding region: 1-4011 (1336 amino acids)
Source: RefSeq, a predicted model, not a curated record